UAUUAUCGUUGUAUGUUUAUAACCCAAUAUUUCCAGGUACGCAUUCGUAGUGCUGCUGUUCAUAGCUGUAGCUUCAACAUACUAUGUUAGCGAGUAUCCAGUCACCGCUAGUUCUAACUCAUUUGUUAAUCACGUUGCAAAAUCGUUCUGCCUUCGCCGCAACUGGAAUACAGUGUUAAAAUCAGACAAGGAUGAACUACCAUGCUUGCACGGCAUCCGCUUCCUGACGGCCAUCAUAGUCGCCUUCGUCCACUGUUUAGCAAUUGCACACGGGACUUCGGUUAGCAAUGGCAUAGAUUUUGACAGGAUGGCAACGGAUAAACCAGCAAUGGCGCUUGUGACGACUCAUUUUGAUUUAUUAGUGGACACAUUCUUCUCAUUUUCUGGACUUCUAAUGGGAAAAAGUCUCGCCACGUUGGAUAUAACCAAACCAUACAGUUUAUUGAAGAAUAUUAUAAAACGAUAUAUAAGACUGGUCGUGCUUUUAGCCGUGACCAUGUUCUACCUGGCCCAUAUCUCAAAACAUAUUGAUGACGGCCCUGUCUACCCCAAGAUAGCUUUCUACGAGCAACAGAUGUGCGAGAAGAACUGGUUGCCGGCAUUACUAAUGGUUGGGAAUUAUUACAACACAUUAGAAAUGUGCCACCCAGCCACUUGGUACAUCCCCUGCGACUUCCAUAUGCACGUAAUAACGCUGGUCCUUCUGUACGUGUACCGCAAAAACUCACGUAUCGGCACAGCAGCUGCCACCAUAGUGUUGGUGAUCAGUUUCAUAAUGCCCAUGAUCAUCAUAUACGUCUAUGAUUUACCAGCAAUUCUAGCCUACGAUCUUGGGGUGGAAAUAAACAUUAGACCUAACUCCACCUUUAGGAAAUUCUACAUAAAAACACACAACAGGAUGGGCCCUUACGCGAUUGGUUUGGCUGCCGGCUACCUCAUGUCUAUCUACAAGCCCAAGGAUUACAGAAAAUUCUUGUCUAAAACGGUGUCAUUCCUAGGUACUUAUGUCUCCUUGAAUCUAAUACUCGUCCUACUGGCGUUGGGUCAUCUAUGCUUAGUGUACAGAAUCCACGGAUGGCUGGCAUGCAUCUUCGCGGCUUUCGACAGAAAUCUCUUUGCCGUAGCUGUUUUAGGUGUCGUUAUCUUUUGCACUUACGGCCAAGUUCCCCUCAUCAACCCGUUCCUCAGCUGGUCUGUGUUCGCGCCACUCAGUAAGCUAUCGUACGGAAUAUAUGUCAUACACAUAACGCUCCUAUAUCAAACCUCUUCCAUGAGAGAUAAUAUGAAACAUCAUCUGUUUGAAACUCUAAUAAAUACUCUUGGGGUGGUGGUAGUGUCGCUGCUGCUGAGUCUGAUGGUUUGGCUACUCGCUGAGGCACCUCUCGUCAACAUCACGAGCCCAUACCUCAACACCAAAGGCCCUGCCAAGGAGAAAGUUGAAAUAUCGAGGAACAGUUUUCAUCAAAAUGACACAAGUAAAUCAAAAAGCAUGUGAUUGGUUCUGCUUCCUUGCUCUGUUCUCUUGUAUUAGAGGCAUUUCCUGCAUUUCCACCAUACGAUUGCCGUCAUACAUUAGCGAAUAAAUUUUUACCUUUGUUAAUUUAAGCACCUUUCAAUUUGUGAAAAAGUUGUGAUUUCCUCGACGGCGAAUGCGAUGGAGAAUUGUAAGGGAAAAAUUCAAGGAGCUGGUGGCUUAGCAACAUCAAGUUUCUUGGAGCGUUGGAGCCACGAGGCUCAGAAGUCAAACUGCGGUCCGAUAAUUACUUAUGCAUACGACGCUGGUCUAGAGACCCAGAACUGUAACAUUACGUCUUCAUUACAUAGACAUUAAUUUUAUUUUAUUUAUUAAACACUUUCAUUUCGG
Messenger RNA from Cydia pomonella (codling moth), 1864 nucleotides. RefSeq names its product O-acyltransferase like protein-like. NCBI's taxonomy places the organism in Eukaryota, Metazoa, Arthropoda, Insecta, Lepidoptera, Tortricidae. Gene Ontology annotation, molecular function: acyltransferase activity, transferring groups other than amino-acyl groups. The coding region runs from base 308 to 1495 and encodes 395 amino acids. The record is from RefSeq and is a predicted model, not a curated record. The transcript is spliced from 10 exons.